CGAAUAAAUUAAAGUUGGGUCAGUUUUGACCUAUCCAUGGGAUUCAGAAUAAGGAACCCUAAUCACCACAGAAAAUACAGUAUAUCCCUCAAGUGUGAACUAUGGAGGCGACAAGGUCCGAUUCUCCAAUCCUUCCCCAAGAGCUCAUCGGCGAGGUACUCUGUCGAUUACCAGUCAAGUCUAUUUGCCGAUUCAAAUCUGUAUCUCAUUCAUGGUACUCCCUAAUCUCCGAUCCCCAUUUCGCCCAAACCCACUUCACUCAAACCACCAACAAAAUGCCCAAUCGACUCAUUCUCAUCUCCGACUUUCACACUCUCUUCUCCGUCGACUACUCUGCCCAAAUUCCAGUCGCAACAAAGCUUAAUUUCCUCCCAUCAGUUGAAGCUGAAUCGUACGACGUGUGGUCCGAGAUUCUGGGUUCUUGCAAUGGCUUGGUUUUAGCUCUCAAUGAAUUUGAUGUCGACAAGUAUUUGCUAAAUCCAUCGACUGGAGAAUCCAAGAAAAUAUCCGAAUCCCCUUUUGCCCUCGAUUCAGUCAAUGCGUAUAAUCGGUGUGGAUUAGGUUACGAUUCGACCACUGAUGAUUACAAGGUCGUGAUGCUUUCUUACUAUGGUGGUGGUGGUGUUGAUGACGAAUCUGGAGCUACUACUGAAACCAACACCAUUGUAAGUGUGUAUUCAUUAAAAUCUGAUUCUUGGAGGAAAAUUCAAGGUUCCUCUUAUCUUCAUUGUGCUGCUGAUCCACCUGGGGUUUAUCUAAAUGGGUGUGUUCAUUGGUUUGCUCAAAGGGGUUCCGAUUAUUUUCCUGUCAUUGUUGCUUUUGAUUUGGGGAAUGAAACUUUCCGGGAAUUUUUGCCACCGCCUUUCGUUAAUAAUGCUGUGUUUUUGGAUGAAUAUAAUAAUGUUGUGUCGCCGUGGUUUUAUCCAGCAGUUCUUGGAGGGUAUCUUUGUUUACAGGCUUUCACUGAUGUUUGGGUGAUGAAGGAGUACGGGAAAAAGGAGUCUUGGACUAAAUUUACUAUUGGUAAGCCUGAUGACAUCUCUAGGAUUGAAUUGAUGGAUUUAUUAGAAGAUGGUGAAUUUUUGUUUUCAAGGGAUGAAGAGCAAUUGGUUGUAUACAAUUCGAAAGAUGAAACAUCGAGGGAUAUGGUGGUUUGUGGCAUUCCAGGUAUCUUUACAUCUGGGGGCACCUAUGUAGAGAGCCUAAUCUCUCCUGAACGAAUCCACGGGAUUGGGAGAGAAUGUGAAGCGUGGGAAAGAAUGAAAAGGUACAGUGAUAUGGCAUCAUCAAGCAAUGGAAGCAACAUACUGAAAUAUAGAAACAAAACAUGUCUUUGUGGUCAAAAGGCGGCUAUCGAGGUGACACAAUCUGAAAGAAACAAAAACAAAGGAAAGUUGUAUUAUGCUUGUGCAGAAAGAAAAUGCAAAUUCUGGGAUUGGUGCAAACCUGUUAACUCAACUAAUGAAAGUAUUGAUAUUGUUCAAAGGCCACUACCUCGAGGCAAUUUCAAGGAUGUGCAUACAAGACUGCAAGUACUUGAAAGCAACCAAGGAUAUAUAAAGCCACUGAUAAUAAUCAUAAGUUUAGUCAUAAGUUUGUUUGCCUUGUUUGUUGCCAUUAUGAACGAACCUACUUAUCAUAUGUGAAACUUGUUCUAUGGGUUAUGUAAUGCAAAGAUAUCCUCGUAUGACAAACUUGUGCUAGUUUUUGUGUAAUGAAAUAUGUAAACCCAGUUCUAUUUAAGUGUAAGACAACAAGUUUGUACUAAUUUUUCCUUGGAAUGAAAGCAUGGGAAAUCCCAAUAUAUGCGUCCCAA
Molecule: messenger RNA, 1816 nt
Organism: Camellia sinensis
Lineage: Eukaryota; Viridiplantae; Streptophyta; Magnoliopsida; Ericales; Theaceae
Product: F-box/kelch-repeat protein At3g06240
Molecular function (GO): protein binding; zinc ion binding
Source: RefSeq, a predicted model, not a curated record